AUGGCCAUAGGAGAUGUCUUCCACGAGUGGCCUGUCUGGCCGCCCAAUGAGGAAGUCAGCCUUCUGUUGUGCAAAGGAGAGGUUGCUAGGCUGGAGGACCCCAGGUACGGCAAAGACCAGCGGACAUUGAACAUGCGAGGUCAGGCGCCCACCUCCUUGCAUAGCUAUGGAUGCGCCCUUGCCCCAUGCCCGUGUGGGUGCCGCAGUGCUGCAUUGUCAGAGGUGAGGUUGCUUCGGGAUGGCUUGAGAGGGUUCUGGAUUUUGUCACAAACUGACGGAAGGCAGAGGCAUCCGCACCCGCAGGAGCUUGCGCUACUCAACGCCAUUCCUCCAAGCUACAAUCAUGUCAAGCCACCGCGUUCCGCACUGUGCUUGAUUGGACAGGUCGCUUCCCCUCUGCAAGCCUUGUGGGUUCUCCUCCAUGUUGUUGAAUGGGCGGCAGAAGAAUUUGGGGGAAACAAGCCACCACCCUUUGAGGACGUCAUUGCAACCUUUAAGGAGUGCCUUGUUGAGCAGAUGAGAGCCACAUGGGCCUUCCCUACCAUGCAUGCGCCCAGGGAGGUGUGGGUCAGGACAAGAGAGGGCGAGUUCAGAUUGUCCGUCAGCAGGCCAGCCAAGGUGCAGGAGUUGAUCGAGGCAGAGGAGACACUUCAGCACAGGUCGGGCACGAUCCUUGCAAGGUUUCAGGGGUGCCAACUUGAGGCUGAGGCCUGGAUACCGUGUACCAAGGAUGCACCGUUGGAGCUUGUGUUUCAGCCCACCAGGCGCCAGUUGCAAUUGCCGCGGCAGGAAAGCCAAAGCACUUGUCCAAAGGUAGAGUCCGCAUCGCCGACUCUGGAGGCCAAGGGUCUGAUUGGUUCGCUUGCAGAGCAGGUCACAGGGCAAGAGGUUGAAAGGCUCGCCCCUGCAGAGGAUGUUGGCAGCGUGCAAAGCCAGUCCAAGCAUGCAAAGCCAAGGCCCAUUUCAGAACAGGCGUGUCCUGGCACAGGUUCCGCAGGCAGUUGCGUGACAGGUGCCCAGUCAAGGCCAGAGGUUGCCCAGGGCACAGGUGCCAAGGCCCUGCAAAGUGCACAUUUGCCAGACGGGAAGCAGAUACAGCCAGGCGCCCAGUGCAUGCAUCAAGCCGCAGGCGGGGCCAAGCAACGCACGUCAAAGGUCCCCAUAGGAUCCGUUGGCAUCACCCUGGUGACGGACCAGGAUGCUGUUGCGCUCACUUUGCCUGACAACAUCACAGUGGCCAGCUCAGAGAAGCUGCUGGAACUGGGGCAAUUGAAAUCCGUUGCCAAGGUUGUCUGCAAGGUUUGGCGCAAGAGCCUUAUCUCAUUCGAAUGCCGCCAGUGGUUCAGCCAGGAGGAUGGAAUCAGCUGUGGGGCAGUGGCAGUCGCACAUGCAGCACUGGUGGUAGGGGGCCGUGGGGGGUUGACGGCCAAGGAGGCACAGACCCUUUCAGAGCUACUCGUGUCCAAAGGCGUGCCGUCGGACAAAGCCGCAGAGAGGUCUCAGGAUUUGGUCAAGAAAAUUGGGCAAACUACGGUAGUUCAGGCACUUAAUGCAAAGCAGCCUUGGCAGGCAUUGAAGGCGGCGGCGUCCAGGCCCGGAACAGCUUUUCGCAUCAUCUCCCCAACGGAGCUUGAGGCUAAAAUCAGGGAGAAGGCUGUUGAAGAACAUGGGGCAGCAGUGCCGAACGGCGGUCGAAAGAAGCGUAGGCAGGUUGCUUUGAGCAAGGCUGCUGCUCCACUUAUCAUUGACCCCCAAAGUUUGCUCCUAACUGAUGGGUCCUUUUGCACACAAGAUGGGACAGGGCUGCAUCAAAUCCCAUUCGAGGAGGUGACAAAUGAGGCACAUGGCCUGGCCUUUUGCACUGCUGAGCAAGCUCUGCCGUUCUUGCAAGGAGACCCGCUGAGCACGGACCCUCUGUGUUUGGUCACCACGUCAGAGGUGCCAACGGAUAUCACAACCAAGAGGCAGCAUGUGCCUGUGAGAUAUCCGGUCAUUUUUCAGCCCACACAAGAGCCGAUCUUGAUCAACGGCAGCCUCAUCAAUCUGGGGGACGAAAGUGUCAGCCUUGCCCAGGGCACAAUUGCAGAGCCCACUAGCCUGGCCACGGGAGUCAUCAAAUUGGCAGUGUACAAGGAUGAAUACGCAGGUGACUGGAGCAAGUUUAUUCAGGGACCAGUCAAGCACAUUUUGCAGAGCAUCCAAUUACAAUCUGCACUGAUUGAUGCCAUGUUGCUCGAUGUGUGGUCGCGUCAGUUCCAGACGCACAGCGGCCAAAGGGCUGAUCCAAAGGCAGCAGAGGUGUUCACAGUGUUGCUCCGCGUCCCGCGUUCUGCUGUCGACUUGCUGCAGCUUAUCAAUGUUGCAGGAGUCUACGUUGAGCCACGCGCUGACUCAGGAGCUGGCAGCCACGCAGACUGGCGGGUGGUGUGGGUCCCCGGGGCGGGCAGGGAUCAGGCGCGCCAUCUCGUCAAAACGUGCCCCAAGGCUGUGGCUGUGACUCGUGUUGGCACUAAGUACGGUGCACGGGUCAAGGAGUGCGAUGAGGCCUCUGUAUUUGCACUUGUCCGCCCAGGCGUCGCCUUUGUACAGGCGAAGGUCUCCCGCCGCUUUCGCAUUCAUCCGUUGCCACACGGAACUCAGAGAGCGGACUUGAUCAAGUUGCUACAGGGCUGGCAGUGGCAAGCCCGUCCCCUGCAGCCCGGGAGGGGGGAUAGUAAUGGGGCUGCUUGGUUGGUGGGUGCCGAGGCCGAACCGCCUUCGUUGGCGCUUGCAACAGGGGAGGGUUUCGCACUUGUUGCUCAGAUCGGGUCCAAUCUGCCAAAGCCCGAGGUCGAUCGCACGCUUUAUGCAACAGUCAAGACCAGGCAGUGCAUCAGGCAAGGUGUGUCACAGGAUGCCAAAGGUGAGGACCCGUGGACAAAAGGACCCGACCCUUGGGCCCAAUACAAGCAGCCUCAACAGGUUCAAGCCACUCAGGCCAAAUCCACCGAAGGCAUGACCCGAUUAAGUGCCAUUGAAAGCUCAUUGAAGCAGACGGUGCAGGAUUCUGCUCACAAGCAGGUUGAAGCCGCAGUGCAGGCACAGGCAGCCAAGCAGAAUCAGGCCAAUGAGGCAAGGUUCGAGAGGUUAGAGGCCAGCCUAACUGAGGUUCAACGGCAAAACGCUAAAUUCACAGAAUGGGUGCAAAACGUCAACCAGCAGGUUUCGCGCACCGCCAGUGAGCUCGGAGACGUCCAAAUGAACUUGUCUUGUCAAGCCGCAGCAAUUGAGAAAGUUAAGACUGAGGUCCAGCAUCAAGCCGCAGGUACCCAGGCAGCCAUCAACAGCACGGUGCAGGCCACGCAGGCGUCAUUCUCCCAGCAAAUUGCAGCGCAGUUCCAGGGGCAGAUGGAGCAAUUCCAGUCGCUGCUGGCAAAGCGCAAGUUGGCCGAGCAACUCCGUUUCUGCGCCAAGCAGCAGGGUGUCCUGGUAGCUAGUGAUUUUCCGGGGCGAACCGUGACCACAAAUUGGCCGAAUGACAUCCUGGAAUCUGGGCGUCUCUUGCCCACGUAUCAUGACGUUCAUGGGGUCCCUUUGACUGGGGUUGUAGUCUACGGGUAUCCCAGCGGCACCACCUUUCCCAAGGCACGCGCCGCUACGGACGACUUGCUAGCUCAUGUGACUCGAGACAUUGUACUUGGCAGACAAGGUCCCAGGUAUGUUGCUGGUGACUUCAAUCAUUCCGCUGAGUCAUUGGAAGAGCUGGCGUUGUGGAAAGCAUCUGGUUGGGUUGAAGCCCAAUCUUUAGCAUCGGCCCGAUGGGGUCAGGAGAUCCUCCCAACGUGUAAAGGUGCCACGCAAAGAGAUUUUGUCUUUCUGUCGCCUGAGUUGGCAGCUUUGUGCAAAGCCGUUGCGGUACAGGAUCAUUUUGCGGAUCAUUCGUCCAUUUUUGUCUCAUGCGAAGCCCCAUGGGGUAGGUCACAAAUUAAGGCCUGGCCAAUGCCAUCAGAGAUCCCUUGGAACUCCAUCGAUGUGGAGGCAUGGCAUCAAAGUACGUUGGAUGUGCCUGUCAGAGAGCCUGAUCCUACUCAGCACCUCCGAGCCAUCGCCAAGUGCAUGGAGGAUAGUCUGGAUGGGCAUGUCAAGGAAAUGCCGGGGCUUCGUCUUCCCACAGCAUGCAAAGGUCGUGCCCAACAAAUUAGGCCAGUCAUGCAGCAGGCCGCGGCGUCGAUGGCCAGGGUCAGCAGGAAUGGGGAGGUCACUUUGAGGAGCGAUCUGGUAGGCCGAGAGGUCUCAGCAUGGUUCAAACAGCUACGCAGAUUACAGAGCAUGUGUCACGCACUGCGUGCAGACAAUCAGCAUGUCGAUGCUCAGGUAUACAGGGCUGAGCUCUGGCACAAAAUCUCCAUGUGCUGCAGCUUUUCGGGAGGCUUUCGCUCUUGGUGGUUGGGCCGACGCAUACAGUUGCAAGGUAGUCCUGUAAUGCUUCCAUUGGCAGUGCCCACGCUGGAGGUUUGCGACAGAAUUUUCAGUGAUUUUCAGUCCAAUUUCCGUUCAUUCGAGUCCUGGCAUAAUCGCAACAGGGGACGCAUCCUGGAGAGCCGCUACCAAACAGGUAGGAAUCAGUUGUUCAGCGAGCUUCGCAGGCAACAGCAGGACUCAGUUGACACCAUGCAGUGUGAAAGGAGCUACACCAUUUUGGAGGUAGACUCCGGGAGCAAUCAAGUUGCCCUUGAAUGCCCUGCGGACCCCCGGGGUCAUAGUACCUGGGAGUUGGAGGGAGCAUUGUGUGAGGUUCAUUCAUUCGAGGGCCCGGUGUGCAGGAUCGAGUGCACGGCAGGGGUUGUGGCAGGGCAAGAACUUCAACAACAUCAGAUUCUCACACGUGCUGAUCACACUCAAGAUGAAUUCAGAAAACAUUGGGAGCCCAGGUGGAAUCGACAUGCGGAGGUUCCCGAGGAAGCAUGGGAGAGGGUUGUAGGUUUUUGUACAGCAUUUUUGCCAAGACGCUCUCUGGUUUUAGAGCCCAUCACGCCGCAGUGCUGGUUUAGUGCCGUUCGCAAGUACAAGGCCAGGGCGGCAAGGGGCGCUGACGGCAUUGCCAAGUUGGAUCUUUUGUCAAUGCAUCCGCAGUUGAUUUCUGAGCUGCUCUAUUUGCUGAACCGCAUCGAAACCGGCGUGUCCGAGUGGCCGGCACAGAUGCUCAUUGGACUCAUCAUGGCACUGGAUAAGGCCAACCAUAAGCCUGGGCCAGACGCCUUUCGCCCCAUAUGUGUGCUCAGCAUAGUGUACCGAACCUAUGCCAGCGUUCGAGCUAAGCAGAUGCUAAGGCAGAUUUCAGCUUGGAUAGACGCAGGGGCUAUGGGUUUCUUGCCACACAGGGAAACCAAAGGCAUUUGGAUGGCAGUUCAGGCCGCCAUUGAAAUGGCAGCGCUCCAAGGGAGUGAUAUUUCCGGUUUUGGGGCUGACAUUGUCAAGGCAAAUAACGGUCUCCCCAGAAGGCCAGUGUUACAUGCAGCUGAAUGUGUUGGCGUACCACAGCCGUUAGUGCAAGCAUGGUCAAGCUUUCUGCAAGGGCUCCGCAGGCACUUUGUGAUACGGCAUGAACUGGAUGAGGGCAUUACAUCGCACACAGGUUUUCCGGAGGGUGAUCCCCUCUCGACACUGGCGAUGGUGCUUGUAGACCAGUGCUGGCACGUGUACAUGGGUCAGUUUGCCCCAAGGUGCAUCCCUCUCUCUUUUGUGGACAACCUCACUUGUAUGGCCACCGAUGUUGCCACCACAGCUCAAGCAUUGGUUCAAACCCAGUGUUUUGCUGAGCUGUGGGACCUGGAGCUGGACCGCGACAAAACUUUCUCGUGGGCAUUGCAGCCUGCUUCCAAAAAGGCUCUGCAGGCAUUGCAUCUGAAGGUCGUUGAUGCGGCCAAGGACUUAGGAGGUUUUAUGUCUUACGGCAAGAGGGUUCGGGUCAACCUGCAUGAGGAAAUGUGCAAGGCUAUGGCGCCGGUAUGGCGCAAGCUAAGGCUGUCGAAGGCACCCAUUGCCCAGAAAAUUGCGGCUCUACCUGCCAAAUAUUGGAGUAGCCUCUUGCACGGGGCAGCCGGUUGUGUCUUGAGUGAAUCAAGGCUUUCAUCUUUAAGAGCAACCGCCACCAAAGCCAUUGGCAUCAGCACGGCAGGGUCGAGCUCCGCGCUUCGUUUGGUUCUUGCGCCUGAUAUGACCUCGGACCCGGGGUUCUUUCAAUUUUGGCAUUUGCUCAACGAUUUCCGUAGGCUGUGCAGGAAGUUGCCUUUUCUCAUUGAUCAAUGGGAGCACUUCAUGGCCAAUUUCGAGGGGAAGCUGUAUCCCGGACCUUUCAGCAGUCUUGUGCAGUUGUGCUCCAAGGUUGGCUGGAGUGUGCAACCACCUCUGAUCUUCACUGGCGCUGAGUUGGGUUUUGAUUUGUUCAGGGCCCCUAAGGAUCUGGUACGGUAUCUGGCCGAGCAAGCUUGGGCAGACAUGGUAGCUAGACAGCACACUCACAGGAAAACGAUGGGCGAUUUACAAGGAACUGAUCUGGCGCUGGCUCGACUGGACAGCAAGCGCUUGACCGCGCAGGAGAAUGCCAGGGUCCAGGCAGUGCAAUCCGGGGCCAACAUUUCGAAUCAGCAACACAGCAGGUAUGACACCACAAAAGCUCCUUUGUGCUCGAUUUGUGGGGAGCCGGACACUGUUGAGCACAAGAUCCGUUUUUGCAGCAGAUUCGAGCAACGCCGUAGUGGAGCAGAGAAGACUCUCAGUCAGUGGGCGGUGGUCAAUGCCACUCAGGAGUGCACUCUCGGCAAUGGGCCAUUGCCGGGCGCUUGGCAGACCGUUCCACGUGCUGAGUUGUGUGCUGCGCUCUUCGCUUUACGCUGGGGACUGCUUAACAAGGCCAAAGUCCAUCUUUGGGCAGAUGCCACUUAUGUGGUUAACGGGGUUCAGGCCAUUCUUCGUGGUGAGGAUGUUGGCGAUGAGGCAGAGAAUUACGACCUGUAG
This is a messenger RNA of Symbiodinium pilosum, 6996 nucleotides long. The record is from the annotation of a GenBank genome assembly. Lineage: Eukaryota; Dinophyceae; Suessiales; Symbiodiniaceae.